UUUAGCUGCUAACAUAGUUGCUAUAGCUAACAAGUCGCUAACCCUACUUUGCCAUUACCAUUUUUUUUUUUUUACCUUUACGAUAAAUAUCUCCACUUUACGUCCGUCUAUUAUAUGAACAAUGGACUCGGAUUCGUUGUACUAUUCUUUGGACCUGGUUGCAGGAAGCGGACAUACUUUAAACCUUGAGAAAAAAACAGCUCUGCAGACAUCCUUAGUGAUCCUUAAGAAAAACUACAAGUUUAAUCGAGUCUUGUUUUGGGGCAAAAUAUUAGGUUUGAAGGACGAUUAUUUUGUCGCUCAAGGGAGAGGAGAAGAUGAGAUGAAGGAUCGAAAAUAUCUGUAUAGCUUCAACUGCAUGGACUGGUACCUGCUCCCUUCUGUCACAGACUCCAUGACUGAAGAAGUGUCCAUAGCUGCUAAAGGUCGAUUCAUAGGUGAUCCCUCAUAUGUGUAUGAACAUGUUGAGACUCACAGAGAAGGGGAUGGAGAUGAGGAUGGAAAGGAGGAGGAGGUCGUGAUUAAGGUGAAUGAGGAACGGAGGCUGGCAGUGACAGUUCAUCAGAUAGAUAAGGAAGUGUCUGUGGUGCCACGUGGUGCCUUCAUCCGGACUCCUCAUGGACUUGUCCAGAUGAACCGUAGCUUUGGUGGACUCUCUCACUCAGAAACCUUGAAGCUGAACAAUUUCCUCCACUUCACUGAACCAAAGAAUCUGAAGAAGAAAUCGAUCCUGGAGAUGGCUGAUCUGAACCCAGUCAUUGACUUCAUGGAUGUACUUAGUGAUGACAUCCCUAAAGGAUCAUGGAGCCUUCAGUUCGAGUGUGCCAGCAAAGUGUGUGUGAUUCGCAGCCUCUUGUGGCUCGGCCUGACCUUCUACCACGUGCCAAUGACGCCGCAGCAUGGAUACAUCUACAUUGGUGACGGGACAAAGAAUCUCGACCUUCCCUUCAUGCUAUAAACAAAACAACUUAAACUUAGUUCAAGAUGUCAUUUUCUCGUGGCUUUUUUUUUUUUUUUUUAAAUAUCAGCUCUAAAAACUGUAAUUUACUCUAUGCACAGUGUUUUGAGAUUUAAGUUUGCGUAAUUG
Messenger RNA from Sphaeramia orbicularis (orbiculate cardinalfish), 1087 nucleotides. RefSeq names its product radial spoke head component 9 (gene rsph9). NCBI's taxonomy places the organism in Eukaryota, Metazoa, Chordata, Actinopteri, Kurtiformes, Apogonidae. The coding region runs from base 122 to 958 and encodes 278 amino acids. The transcript has 5 exons. Gene Ontology annotation, cellular component: radial spoke; axoneme. The record is from RefSeq and is a predicted model, not a curated record. Gene Ontology annotation, biological process: cilium movement involved in cell motility; motile cilium assembly; axoneme assembly.